Molecule: messenger RNA, 240 nt
Organism: Umbelopsis ramanniana AG
Lineage: Eukaryota; Fungi; Mucoromycota; Umbelopsidomycetes; Umbelopsidales; Umbelopsidaceae
Exons: 2
Coding region: 1-240 (79 amino acids)
Source: RefSeq, a predicted model, not a curated record
AUGAUCUUGUGUGAAGAUGAAAACUCUACCUCUACAGAGUCCACCAUUCAACCGGUGGAUAUCGAGGAGGAAGGCGGAAAUGACGAUGACCUUCUGGUACCGUUGAGAACUCUGAUGGAUAUUGAUAUGGUGGGACCGGACCACACGCUAUCCACAGAAACGGCUUCACCCAUAGCAAUCGUCGAGAGCUCAACAGAAAGGCACCAAUCACGAAAGAUAAGAGGGCCAUAUCGACGAUAA